This is a messenger RNA of Triplophysa rosa, 2035 nucleotides long. Its product is annotated as inter-alpha-trypsin inhibitor heavy chain H3-like. The record is from RefSeq and is a predicted model, not a curated record. NCBI's taxonomy places the organism in Eukaryota, Metazoa, Chordata, Actinopteri, Cypriniformes, Nemacheilidae. The transcript is spliced from 14 exons. Bases 94 to 1944 code for a protein of 616 amino acids.
AGGCGAAUCAAUGCUUGACGACGUCCCCGUCCUGUAGCUACACCAGCAGGAUUAUGUGAGUGUGUGUGUUGAGGUUUACUUUAUUGUGUCAGGAUGGAUCGAGCGUUCACACUGAUUCUGAUGGGCUGCUUUCUCAUCUCUGUCUCUUCAGCUCCUGUUAAAAAGACACAAAAUGUGGAUAUUUACAGUUUCCACAUUAGCUCUACUGUGACCAGCCGCUACGCCACCACAACCAUCACGAGCCGCGUGGCAAACAAACUGAAUAAAUCUCAAGAGAUCCUGUUUGAGGUGAAGAUACCCAAGAAUGCCUUCAUCAGCAAAUUCAGAAUGAUAAUAGAAGGAAAGAGUUAUGAUGGAGUUGUGAAGGAGAAAGCAGAAGCUCAGCAGCAGUACACUCAAGCAGUAUCACGAGGACAAAGUGCUGGACUCAUCAAGUCUGUUGGAAGGACUUUAGAAGAGUUUAAAACAUCAGUGACGGUGGCCGCUCUCAGUAAAGUCACAUUUGAGUUGACCUACGAGGAACUGCUGAAGCGUCGCCUCGGCAAAUAUGAGCUGCUCAUCAAUGCCCAACCCAUGCAGACAGUCGCAGAUUUCAAGAUGGACGUUCACAUUCAUGAGAAAACAGGAAUUUCCUUCUUGGAGGUGAAAGGAGAUCUGAGCACCGAUGAUCUGGCCAAUGCCAUCAAAACAACCAGAGCAGACAAAGAUGCAUGGGUGACCUUCUACCCCACUCGAGACCAGCAGACCAAAUGUAAAACUUGUGAUGAAACUGGACUGAACGGAGAUCUGCUCAUCACAUAUGAUGUCCAGAGACAAAAUCCUAACGGAGAAAUGACCGUGUCAAAUGGGUAUUUUGUCCACUCCUUUGCACCCUCGGAUGUUUCACGCAUCCCCAAAAAUGUGGUGUUUAUCAUUGACCGAAGUGGCUCUAUGCACGGCAGAAAAAUGGAGCAGACUCGCUCGGCACUGCUGAGGAUUUUGAGUGAUCUUGGUGAGAACGACCACUUUGGACUGAUCACCUUUGACAGUAAAAUUGAUUUGUGGAAGCGUGAACUUCUCAAAGCCACCCAAGCAAACCUGGAGGAUGCGAAAGCUUUCGCGAAGAAGAUCACAGAUAGAGGAGCUACGGACAUAAAUGCUGCAGUGCUAGAAGGAGUGAACAUGAUCAAACAGCAUCCACGAGAGGGAACUACCUCAAUCCUGAUCCUUCUGACUGAUGGAGAUCCAACAUCAGGUGAGACCAACAAGGAGAAGAUUACAGGGAAUGUGAAAGAGGCCAUCGGGUCCAAGUUUCCGCUCUAUUGUCUUGGUUUUGGAUAUGAUGUGAAUUUUGACUUCCUUUCAAAAAUGUCGCUGGAAAAUAACGGAGUUGCUCGCAGAAUUUAUGAGGAUUCUGAUGCCGAUCUGCAGCUGCAGGGCUUCUACGAUGAAGUUGCCGUCCCGCUCCUGACUGAUAUUCAGCUCAAUUACAUCGGAGUGUCAAAUCUCACCCAGACCAGUUUUAACUUGUACUUCAACGGCUCUGAAAUUGUGGUGUCGGGUCAAAUCACAGACAACAGUGUGGAGAGCGUCACCACUGAGAUCAUCGCGAUAUCUAAAGGCAGUAAGGUGACGUAUCGUGACACUGUAACGGCAAAAGAUGUAAGUGAUGUCCAACCUGAACAUGAACAUUUCCUGGAAAGACUGUGGGCCUACCUCACAGUAAAGCAACUUCUGGACAGACAGGUUCUUCUCAAAGGUCCAGAAAAAGAGGCUGCAAAGAAAGAAGCUCUCAAUCUGUCCCUCAAAUAUCAGUUCGUCACACCUCUCAGCUCUAUGGUUGUUACCAAACCACAGGAAGAUCAAGCUGAAGUUGCCGACAAACCCAGAGAGGGAGAAGCACCACACAGACCUACAGCACACAGACCUGCUUCACCUGGGUGUUAUUAUCUGAUGCUGGAUUGAAACCAUUUGAUCCUCAAAUGGGUCCUGUAUUAUAUGGUCAUUUGAGUCCUGGAUUAAUUGGUCAAAUGCGUCCUGGAUUACACGGUGAAAG